GCCCGUGCUCCAGGGGAGCCGCAGAACCAGGCGGACCGAGACAGCCGGAAAGACACGGUCAUUCCUCUCAGCCAGGGAUGCCAAAUGACAGACGUCGAAGCAGGGAGAGUCAACUCCUGUGUUUAAAAUCACGCGAAGACGCUGGUGAAAUUAAAGCAGUCGUCUGGAAUUGUGCAAUAGGCACGCGCUAAUAUUAUCUUUUUUUUUAAUCGAUUAAAUACAUAAUUAACAGUUUUCUGAGCACUGCAAACAACAGACUGGCUAGUUAGAAAACUCGAGCAUGACUUAUAUGCAGCCCGGGCCAGAAUGGGACUAGGGCGGAGGGAAAUUACCGGGUUUGUUUUUUUUUUUUCGGGGAUCAGUUGCUGUUCUGCUGAGAGAGAGAGAGAGAGAGAGAGAGAGAGAGAGCGAGACAGAGCGCUCUAAGGCUCUGACUCUCCGUGUUCACAGCGGACCUUGAUUUAAUGUCAUACAAUUAAGGCACGCGGUGAAUGCCAAGAGCGGAUCCUCAAAGCUUCAUGAAAGAUCUCUCUAGAGCAUACCACAACAAUAACGUUAAUAACAAAAAUAAUUGCAAUGAGCUUUAAAAAAAAAAAAAAAAAAAAAAAAAAAAAAAAUUAAAAAAAAAAGGAAAGAAAGAAAGAAAGAAAAUGAGAGACAAAGCAAUAAAGAGCUCGACAACCUAUACUCACCUACGGAAACCGAGACUAACUAGGACUGGUGGACUGAUUGGCUCAGCCCAGUGGAAAGGAGAUGCCGCUGCCACGGGACGGGCGCCCGCGGGGGCAGCUGUCAGCAGAAGGUAACGGGGCCGUGGGGGGCUACUGGAGCGGUGCGGUAGCCGCGGUGUUUUUUCAAAGUAGUGGUGACUCGACCUCUCGCUUUCUUGGGCUGAACAAUGUAAAGUCGAUUAAUGGGAAAUAAAUACAUUUUCUAAUAUUAUCAUCGCGAGGAUUGUUCUUUGCGCAUCGCUCAGCCGGUAGCUAGGAGUGCCCGCUCGGUAGUGGCUCCUCCUCUUGCGGGGCUCCUCUGGAAGCCUUGGGGCAGCGGCGCGGUGCGCGGGGACAGCGGAGCAGCGUCUGUGCCGGCGAGGCAGAGCCAUGUGCAGAGUUGGUGCACGGGGCGGGGGGUGCCCGAGGGGCCGCGGGGGCACUGCAGCAGAGCCAUGUGCGGAGGAGCAGCUUGGAUGAGCGAAGAGGAAUGUGCGGAGGUUGCGACGGAGAGGCGGGGAGGAGGGAGCAGCGUAUGGGCACGGUGUGGGGAGAGCGGCGCAGAGCGGUGCCGGCGGGCAGCGGCGGAGCGGCGUGCGGGCUUUGUGCGCUGGCCUGGGCGGCGGGGCGAGGCGCAAGGCAGCGGCCGGCGAGCGCGGAGCUGACGCGGGGAGCUGUGCCAGCAGCAGGAUCUUCCCCAGUCCCAGAGAGAAGCAAAGUGACCUGCCUGGUGCUUCAAGGCUUGGUGCAUGGCAGUGACUGCCACGGGGUGAGAGAGUCCGUGAGCCAGCCAGCAAAGAUACGGCACAGGGGUCUGCAAGAUGAAGGCUGUUCUGCAGCUCACAUGGACGUGGAAGAGCAAAAAUGAAAGACUACCCAGGCUCAUCUGUAUGGAAACUGUGAAAAUGCUUGGAAAAUUUGGGGAAUAUAGAAGCCGAGCAUUAGGAAGCUUGCAGCUGAUGCUGAGUAGGAACGAAGACUGAGAUUCUCUACAAAGUGAAGAGUAAUAAUUUUUCAAUUUCAGAAGCUUAUAUGGCAAUAUGGAGAAGCACAGAAAGGAGACAAAUAAUUCAAAGAAUAAUAGAACUGUGAAAAUUACUUUUUUUUUUUACCUUAAAAUGCAUUUUCUUCUGUCGUGUAUGCUCAUUGUUUUGUGUUCAGCUUAACACAUUUGCACAAGCAAGCUUCUUUCCAGCAGACAUAAGUAUUUUAUGGACAAACACAAAAAUCACUAGAUUUUCACGUCUCCAGGCACACAUUGUUUUGUUCCAUUUUUUCAAGUACUUAACCCUCUCAGAAAUUAAGAACAAUUCUGUCCAGCAAGCAAGAGCCACCGACAUGUCCCAGGUGAUUAUGGGAUGUCUUUGAAGAGUCGUUUUCUGAUGAAAACUUGUCAGCAGAAUCUGUGUUGGAUUCCUGACUGCAGCAUAUUUCUUCCUUGUACCACAUGAAGUAGGAUGAAGGGCAGAGAAGACAGUGAUUAGGGAUAAAUCUGGAGCCGUGGGACUGAAACUCCAGCCCAAAGCCUGCCCUGAAGGAGGGCAUAUGGAAGUCUGCUAAGGAACAGGAGGGCAAAUCUUUCACUCUGCUUAUGUUUGCCCAGAUCUGGAAUGUAGAAAAACCAUCAAAGGGAAGCAGUAGCUAAGUCCAAGCAGGAGAAGGCAGUAACAACUCCUGUGAAGCAAUUUCAAAUAUCAGAGCUAACUCAGAACAGCCUUAUCAGUGAAAGAUAAAGAUGGUUGAUCUUUUAAAAUGCCCUUGAAUAAUACCUACCAAACCAGAAAGUUGGUUUUGAAUCUGCUAGAAUUUCAAGGCUACACUAAAUUAUUGUUUACAUAUAGAGUCCUUAACUAAUACAAUACAAAUCAAUAUAAUUCACACUAGUAUAUCAUACGUUCCUCAGCCAAAACUCCCCAUUUCCUUGUCAUGUUUCAGCCUUUACAUCCUCUAGCAAGUGAUUCCUAUGUGUUCCUUAAUUUUAAAAAUUCUAUCAACCUAGUCAUACUAGCAACCACUGCUCCUGUGGCAGAGAAGGACAAGGUGGGCUUUUACCAUCAACACUGUUCAGAGUGUUAGCAGUAAAGCUGGGAGAGAUGAGCCCCCACCCCUAGGUGAGACAGAUUGCAGCUAGAAUGCCCAAACUGCACACAGAUUUGCCAUGCCCUCCUGUUCCUACUGAGAGCUGACAUGCUUAGAAAAUAUUGUACUGGGAGAGAAGGAUUAGCUGACAUCACACUAACAGAGCAUGUUCUGAUGGUUCUGUAGGAAUAAAAUAAGGAGAGAUGGAGUGGUUCUAGGGACCCAAUUUAGCAGAAUUGAAUUUCCUAAUUUUUCAGUUUGCCUAACAGUGAGAGAAUAUACAGUGAUAUAUAGAGGAAUGUUAACAGGGUCAAAAAUUGUCUGAACUCUCUCAAACAAGCAGCUUCAGAAAAACAAAACCCUGGAACAUUCCCAGAAAGAACUUAAGAAUAUGAUCAAGAUGAAUAAGAAAAGUGACUUGACAUUCUGUAGUUAAAAGUCUUCUACAUUCUGGAUCCUGGUUAUGAAUUAUUUAGAAGUGUUUGGAAAACAUCAUCGCUUAUGGAAAAAGAUCUGCAUCUCUAAAGGGAUCACAGAUUUGUGAACAGGAUCUUAAUUUAUUAUUUCAAUAUACCUUCUCAAGGGUGCCCAGCUACUGAAAUAAGAAAAAAGUAAUUUUAAGAA
Messenger RNA from Lonchura striata (white-rumped munia), 3413 nucleotides. The record is from RefSeq and is a predicted model, not a curated record. Lineage: Eukaryota; Metazoa; Chordata; Aves; Passeriformes; Estrildidae.